Messenger RNA from Pimephales promelas (fathead minnow), 1383 nucleotides. Lineage: Eukaryota; Metazoa; Chordata; Actinopteri; Cypriniformes; Leuciscidae. The record is from RefSeq and is a predicted model, not a curated record.
UGUUUUUGUUUUUUCAGUUUUUGGAACUACAGUUUCUGAACACUAUUUUCAAAAAGUAUAGAGAAUGGUGCAGCGAUGACGUCAAAACCUGGAAGACUAAUUCGCUACUGGUUCCAUGGGAAAUAAGCUCCAUGAAGUCUUUCCAGAUUUUGAUGUCCUGUCUGAGAUAGAACUUUCAUGUGACGUUGUGUGUCUGAUCUAUGAUGUCAGCAACCCCUGCUCUUUUGAGUACUGCUCACGAAUCUUCAAGCAACACUUCAUGGACAGUAAGACUCCAUGUAUGCUGAUUGCCGCAAAGUCAGACCUGCCAGAAACAAAGCAGCAAUACUGCAUGACUCCACUGGAAUUCUGCCGCAAGCACAAGAUGCCUCCGCCUCAGUCCUAUACCUGUAACACAGCUGCGGCUCCCAGCAAAGACAUCUUCAUCAAACUCAUCACCAUGGCCGUGUACCCCCAUGCGCGCCUACGCUGCAUGUGUACCUGUAACAGGUGCACUUUCUGUCUGUGUCAGAACUUCCUGAACUCUGAGCUUAUGCAGACGGUUCGGACCAAACUCUACACUGUCGUCUUUAUCAGGGAUAUCACCCAUGCUGACCUGAAGAGCUCUGCAUUUUGGCUCCGAGUGAGUGUUGGAGCCACUGUUUGUGCUGUUCUAGGCUUUGCCAUGUACAGAGCCCUCCUCAGAUCGCGAUGAGCAGACCCUAAACGUACAUCCCCCAUGUCCUGUCUGCCCUAGCUACAGUAUCUCCCAUUUGCAGAAGAAUCAAUAGAAACAGUAUUUAGUUUUUAAGAAAGAAUGCAUUACAAAACAUAGCUGUUAUAUUUCUAUUUAUUGUCAAAUGUACAUUCCCACGUCUUGAGACUCUAUUUGAGACAGAAAACUAUUAAGUUUUUUCUUUAAACAUGAUACAAGUAAAUUGUAAAUAUGUACAUGAGAGAUAAUGUUUGUUGCCAUGUGAAUAAAACGUAUAGCAUUCAUAUUUAAAGCAAACAAAUGUCACACUUUGCACUCACUUUUAUCUCAAACUGUCAGAUAACCUGUUUGCGAUCUGUGGUUCACUGUUUUUGAACGAAAACAGAAAAGACAGGAAGCCUGCGUGUGAAACCGUGGAGGCACUUCAUCUAAACUUUAUUUGCAUGCUUUAAUGUUUCACAUAAUGUCUGAAAAAUUGAGUCUUAUCAACAGCAUUUUUUCCCUUGUCGUUUUCCAUAAUUUCCCAACCUUUUAAUAAACAGGUCCUGCAACAGUUUUUUUUUUUACAUGCAGACAGUGGAAAACUACCAUUCUGUUCCACAGAAGGGAUAAAAACAAAAACGGCAAUUAAAGAUAUUGACAGUGUGUACUAAAGAAAUACAAAAUACUUUUACUCAUAUAAUACACAU